Messenger RNA from Sitophilus oryzae (rice weevil), 1220 nucleotides. RefSeq lists its product as uncharacterized. The transcript has a single exon. Bases 143 to 940 code for a protein of 265 amino acids. The record is from RefSeq and is a predicted model, not a curated record. Lineage: Eukaryota; Metazoa; Arthropoda; Insecta; Coleoptera; Curculionidae.
UACAAAACAAAUUAAAAAUGCCAUCGUAGGGGAAAAAAAUACCAAAAACCAUAUCAAACAGAAUAUUUAAAAGAAGCCAGAAGAAUCAGAUAAAUCUCCUGAGAAAGUGGUAGUGUCUAGAUCUAUAUAAAAUUUUUAAAAAAUGUUUUCCAGAACCGUUGAAUCGGGCGUCCAGGUAUUUUCAAGAACAAAAUCCCGAGGAACUACCAUAUCCGGUAUAAAUCCUCAUUUCUUUGAAGAUGGCGAGCCUCUGCCCGGUCAACUAAUUGAACUUCUCGCUAGAGACCACGUAAACUAUGUCUGCAUUAUGGUAGAUCUCAUUGUUCGAGCAAUUCUACCACCGAAAUACUACAACGAAUUCAAGGGGGUCAAAGUGAUUUUAUUCGACACGAAUUCGAUGAUUUGUGUGUUUAUGGUGCGCCAGAUAUUAGAGAAGAAACUGGAACCGUUCAACCUACAAAGCGACGAGAAAAAAACAGUUGUAGAAGAAGCUUUGAAGAACUUGUCUGUUAUAAAGUGUUAUACACUGGAAGAGUUUGAAAUUACGAUCCGAAAUUUCGAAGAUACGCUGGACAAAGACGACCAAAUCGGUCUAGUAAUAUUAGACGACGUUUUUACGCAGUAUUGGUGUGCCCAGUUUUGUGGGGACGAUCUGAGCUACGAAGAAUAUUGCUUAAAAUAUCUACGCUUGCUACACAACGCCAUUAAAGAUUCGAAUGUAACAAUGAUCUAUCACAGAUCAGUUAAUAUGGAAUUUAAGAAGUCUGGAUUUAAUAUUUUGGCAUACAGCAUAGAUGUAAGCCUUGAAGAUGUUCCUGACUUCUAUGAUGGAAUAACAUAUAAUGGUAUUUACUCUGCUGUGAUUAAGAAUCUUGAAAAAAACACUACAAAAAAAGCACAGUUUAGAAUCAAGGAUUGUCUUUUGUUAUUUAAUGUAUGACUGAAAAAAAAUGCUAUCUAUGAUGCUAUUUUUUUUGAUUGUAUGUUACAAUCAGUAUUGAUGGUUGGUUAAAGUGGUGAAUACGACUGCUUAUCGAACUACAAUUUCUUGGCAACAUCUUUAAGAUCUACGAAGCUGCAAUCUCCAAAGAAACAAUUCCUGGACAAACAAAUUAAGAGUUUCAAUAUUUCCAAUUGACUUUGGAAGUACUAUACUUUAGUAGUUUUAACAAAAAAUGAGUACUUGUUACUACUUGGAUUCAAAAUAAAAUCUACAACAG